CGAAGGCGAAAACUGAUAACUUUGCCGCCUUUUUCAACAAACAGCAGAAUUUUAUCGGAGAGAAAACGUCGCUUGUCGCUGAUCAGAAGUCAGAGAAUUAAGAUCUUAAUUGUUGUGCCUAUGCGCUUUUUGUCAACAUGUCUCCAAUAAAACAAGAUCAAUCUGGCGCGGAAAACAUAGAACCAACGGGGGUGGACCUGAUGAAAAUGAGAAAGCUGGCAAUGACGGAAAUGCAAUCCGCCAAAGCUGUUUUGCUCACUGCUGCCAAUGAGUUCAACGGAAAGUUAAAAUAUGACAAUAACAACCAGAGGCGAGUGACCAUGUCACCAGGAAAUUUUCGAAGGGCAGCAAGUCCCUUGCUAGAGAGGAAAUCCUCAAGGUUGUCUGGAAAGCCUAUUAUUGAUUACACAGGACUCGACUUUGAGGAAAACAUGAAGGGAUCCAGGAAAACCAAACUCAGUGAUGACAAUUUUAUGUCAAGGUUGUCAGUUGGAAAUGGUCCUAGAAAGCGCAGGCACACUCACACUCCUUCGAGCAGGGCUCAACCCGUUGAAAUUCUCAGUGUUGAAGAUGUCACUGAGGAAAUGAUUAAGAACAUCAAUUACUGCACUGGGAACAAAGUUUACAGUGCUGAACUGGGCAAAUCUUGCCACCAGUGCCGGCAGAAAACUAUCGACACGAAGUCUGUUUGCCGAUCUGGCUUCUGCUUUGGGGUGCGUGGACAGUUUUGUGGAGCCUGUUUGAAAGAUCAUUACGGAGAGGAUCUUGCAAUCACUCUCAGAGACCCUAAAUGGAGUUGCCCCAUGUGCAGAGAAAUUUGCAACUGCUCCUUCUGUCGAAAGAGGGCUGGCAAGUUGCCCCUUGGUCAAAUUUCUGGCUACGCUAGAAGUCAGGGCUAUGAAAGCGUCCAUCACUUCUUGGUGGACAAAGAGGGGAAGUUCGACAAAGGUGAUAGCGAAGAAGAAGCAGAGGAGUUGAAGGAAGUUGACGAUAUUGGAGAUUUCAUUGAGGACGACGAAGGAAAGCCCAUGGGCAGGAAAAACAGAUCUGCCAAUUUGACUAUAAAAUUUGCAUUUCGAAAGCCCAAAAGGAAUUCCUCUGCCUCCAACAAAAAGAAACUGCCUCCCAAAUCAAAGAAAGAUGAAUUUGAACAGUCCAUAGUACACAAUGAUGAGCAGCUUUUUAAGUUGCAUUUUGAACAGAAACUUUCUGAAACAAUGCCAAAGAUCAUUGAAAAGGGAGAGAAAUUUUAUGGUUUCAGUGACAAUGAAAAAAAGAGCAUUGAGGAAUACCAGCUGAAAGAAAAGCCACUGUUGUUGGCAAUGAAUGACAACAAAACCCUUUAUGACGCACUUGAUAGGAAACAAAAAUUUUUUGGUUUUUAGUUUGUUUCAAACAAAAAACUUUUGAAUUUUGUUUAAUUUACUUUUGAUUACUCAGUGAAUCUUCUCAACUAUUCUAUUGUAUCAUAUGAAGAAACAAGCUUAAUGAAAAAUUAAAUUUUAAGAUUAUAUCAGCGUUUUACAAUUUGACGAAUGCAAAUUUUUGAAGUCUUAUUAUCGGUAUUGCAAAUAAACGAAAAUAUAAAAAUUUCAAUUAAAAUUGUAUUUUU
Molecule: messenger RNA, 1612 nt
Organism: Neocloeon triangulifer
Lineage: Eukaryota; Metazoa; Arthropoda; Insecta; Ephemeroptera; Baetidae
Product: cell division cycle-associated protein 7-like
Exons: 11
Coding region: 138-1385 (415 amino acids)
Biological process (GO): regulation of DNA-templated transcription
Cellular component (GO): nucleus
Source: RefSeq, a predicted model, not a curated record